This is a messenger RNA of Ectocarpus siliculosus, 1328 nucleotides long. Lineage: Eukaryota; Phaeophyceae; Ectocarpales; Ectocarpaceae. The record is from the annotation of a GenBank genome assembly.
AUGAUGCAGUCUGGGGCUAUGCUGGCCCUGAUGGCCACAUGCAGCUCUUGCUCAGCGUUUGUUCUUCCUCAGGCUUCGUUCAACAGACUACCGACAGCGGCCUCGUCGGCAUCGAGGGCGGCCUCACCCUUGAGGAUGGCCGAAGAGCCGCUUGGAGUGGGAGUCAUCGGCUGCGGCAGGAUCGGAGAUAUCCAUGCCAAGACCUUGGCCUUCCGAACCCCCGGGGCUAAGCUGGUGGCAGUGUCGGACAUCUUCGAGGAGGCUGGCGCUCGUGUCGUCGAGGGGUGCAACGGCCUGCCCAAGUUCUACAAGGACUGGAAGGAGAUGGUGCACGACCCCGAGGUAGGGGCCAUCGUGGUGGGAUCGCCAACACCGUUCCAUGCGGAGCAGAUCAUCGAGGCGGCCAAGCUCGGCAAGCACAUCUUCUGCGAGAAGCCCAUUUCUUUCGACGUGCCGACGAUCGACGUCGCCCUUAAGGCCGUAGCGGACAACGACGUGAAGCUGCUCCUCGGCUUCCAGAGGCGGUUCGACUCCAACUUCCGCACCAUCCGCGAGAAGAUCAACGAGGGCACCAUCGGAGACGUGCGUACCAUCCACAUCACCAGCCGCGACCCCGCGCCGCCCCCGGUGGCCUACCUGCAGAACAGCGGCGGCAUCUUCAUGGACAUGACCAGCCACGACUUCGACAUGGCCCGCUUCCUGGUUGGUGACGAGAUCGACGAGGUGUUCGUUACCGCUACCGCCUUUGACCCGGAGGCCAAGGAGGCCGACGACUUCGACACCGCAAACACCCACCUCAAGUUCAAGAACGGGGCCUUCGGCGUGAUCGAGAACUCGAGGCGCUGCUCCUUCGGGUACGACCAGCGUGUCGAAGUCUUCGGCGCCGGCGGGUCUAUCUCAGGCGCCAACCGCUCCCCGCAGAAUGUGCUGGUCAACAACGAGGACGGCCUCAACGCUGGUGUGCCGUACAGCUUCUUCCUGGACAGGUAUGCUGAUUCGUACGUGAACAUCAUGUCCGCCUUCGUGAAGUACGUCAAGACCGGAGACGAGUCCCUCGAGCCAGCCCUCGGCAUCGACGGCAAGGUCACCAUUUUCAUCGGAAUGGCCGCCGCACGAAGUGCAAAGGAGGGCCGCCCGGUGAAGAUCUCAGAGAUCGCGGCUGAGUUCGGCUGCUAACCCCACCUCUACCUUGGUGGGAACGUGACCUUACCUUGUCAACGCCACCAUACCCAUACAAGUGAUACAAGUGUUCGAAGGUUGGGAGAAGGAACGUACUUCGGAAAUCUGGAGGGGCGGACAGGGCGUGUGGCUCGCGAUAGAAAUGUGGA